CUCAAAAGCACCACACACAGACACCAAGCACAAGCACCACUCGCUAACUAUAAAAACCACAGCCAAAGACGGAGCGCACACACAACACGUCCACUAGCCACCGCAGCUAUCCUUGCAAGGAGUGGUUGCUGACGCCUUAUCUAAACCCCCUGGCUGGCGUUCAGACAAACUAUAACACGUAAGAUAAAAUCAUGUGUCUUAUGCUAUAUAGUACAGUUUAUUUUAAAGGGGAUAUUGUUCUCUCCAGUCUAGGUAGUAGUCAUUACUUAAUGUGGUAACAACCAAAAUACCAAUACAGUAUAGAAUUCCUCUUCAGUACAGAUUUCCUCUUCAACACUAUGCAGCUUAUAGAUGCUACUGUAUAUACUGCAAUACCUCACCUUAUGAUGGUUAACAAUUAUUGCAGAGCACACAAGAGGACGCAUUGUGUAGUAGAGAGGGGGAUUAGCCAGCUCAAGCGACGGUUCCAUGUACUUCAUGGUGAAGUACGAUUGUCCCCAGAGAAGACAUGCAAAAUCGUCUAUGUCUGUGCUUUGCUCCACAACAUGUGUAAGCAGUUUAACAUUCCACUGCCUAUCAACGAGGAAGAUGAACUGUUCGACGAUGCAGCUGAAGGGGACAUAGGUGCAGAUGAAGAAGAGCCAGGUGAAGCAGAGAUACCUCCUAAUCCUGGUAGACUGGCUGGCCCUAACGGACAUCCAUUUCGAGAUUACAUUGCCAAUCUUCAUUUCAGUUGCAGAUACAAGAGCAGUGAAGAAUGAACCUUUCAAGAGCAGUGAAGAAUGAACCUUUCUGGAAAGUUUCAGCACCUUGGCUUUGUAGUCCACAAUGCUUCUGGCCUUUUGACCUGUGGAUCUUGAGAAGGUGAGUUGUAAAAGUUUAGAAGACUGCCCCUCGGCUAUUGUUGAUGUGUCCCCUCCCUCCUCUUUCUCUCUGAUGCAGUACUUUCCACGGCAUCUUUAAAAUAUUGUAUAAGCAAAUUUUAUUCAAAAGAAAAUAUUGAGUUUUGUCGUACCUUAAAGACAUUAGGGAGUCACAGUAUGCCGAGUCUCAAAUGGAUAUAAUUUGGAGCUGGAACCUUGAAAACUGUGAAGGUACAUUUUGGAUAAUUUUUGAAUAAUUAUAAACCUUCACUUUUUGUACUUGCCAUUUCUCUCUGUGCACAGGAGAGGUGACCUAUGGCAAUCUUAAAAAUAUAAGAACAUAAGAAAAUGAGGAUAGCUGCAAGAGGCUGCCAGGCCUACACAUCUUUUUAGACAUACUCCUUUGCAUUGAUUCUAUAGAUAUAUCCUUCCUAUAAUAUGGAGACCAGAAGUGUAUCAAUUAUAAUCUAGAAGUGGUCUGACCAGUGCCAAAUAUGAUUCUAAUGUAUUAUUUAAAUUAAUUCUAGUAUGUACCUUAUUUGCUGAAAUAUUUCUAGUGUUUAUGCAUUGCUUUCUUAGACCAAGAUUAGAGCUAACUAUACCUACUAAAUCUUUUAUAUUCUGAAGGUACCAGGGCUUCUUUGUUUACUACAUACAUAUUGUGGGGUUGAAUUUUCUCUACCUACAGUUAAGUCCAGAUAUUAAGCAGAGUUUAUGGCAAACAAAUAACUGAAACGGCAAAACAAACUUCCCCCAUCUCCACCUACCUCCUCCACCCACAUAUAAUCACCCCAGGGGGAACAAUGUUGUAAGUAGAUUUCUACAGCCUCUAUUCUCUCCCACACUUAAAAAAAACUUCAUUAAUUCUAUUGAUCAUGUUUACAAGCUCAUUUGUAAUCAGUAGAGCAGCCAGUCUCCUGCUAUUUGUACACUCCAGUUAAUUGACAGUCCCAAGUGAGGAGGUUGGGAGGCAGGAUGCAUCAGGGUAACAUCCUGUAGAACAAACCCCUGAUCUCAGAGAUAAAUAUACCUUAUAAAAUCAGUUUAUCUAUUUAUAUUUAUUGUUGUUUUAUGUUUCUAUACAAUAUUUGUUAUUUAUAAAUUUUUUUUCUUCCCUAAAAAUGUGAAAAAAUUGGGGUGCUUUUUUUGGGAGAUUGGAGUAGAUUAAUGGCAUAUCAAUUCAUUUCAAAAGGAAAAAUUUGUUGAGUUAUGAGCAAAUUUAGAUACGAGAUCGAUCACAGAACCAAUUAAACUUGUAUUUUGAGGUACCACUAUACUUUGCAUUUAUUAAUGUUCAACAAUGCAAAGUACUUAGCACGUCUAGAGGAAAUCUACACAAUAGGUACACAGUAAGUAACGAGGCCUUGGUAGGUUCAAAAUAUGGUAAAGAUUUAGGAGUUAUGGUUUGCUUUGAACUUGGUUGAAGAAAGUAACGUAGAGAGGCUAAUAGGGUGCUAGGAUGCAAUUUUAGGAGUUUAAAAAGCAUAAGUCUCAAAAUAUUAAAAUUGUAUUUGACGCUGGUCAGACUGCAUCUAGAUUGUGCAGUACAGUUCUGGUUUCCUUCCACAUUAUAGGAAGGAUAUAGGUCUAAUAGAAUCAGUGCAAAGGAGAAAGUCAAAAAAGAUGCAGGGGAUGAGAUUACUCAAACUAAAUUUGCAUUCCUUAGAGAUACGUAGGUUAUCUUUUGAUGAUUAAAAUCACAUUAACCAUGAAAAUAUUAAGAUUGCCAUAGGUCACCCUCUGUUUUUACUGUGUGAAUUGCUUUCACCAGUCCAGUUUGUCAUCUGUGCAUAGUGAGAAAUGACAAAAUUACAAAAAAUACACAUCUAAUAAAUUAUCCAAAAGUACCUUCAAAGGUUUGCAUAUUCAGGUGAUACAUGCAGGAUAAGCCUUUAUAAUGUGAAAUGUUAAUCUUAUGCUAAAUUAUUUUUUUUUUUUUUUUUUUUU
Messenger RNA from Portunus trituberculatus (swimming crab), 2810 nucleotides. RefSeq names its product putative nuclease HARBI1. The record is from RefSeq and is a predicted model, not a curated record. The transcript is spliced from 2 exons. Bases 339 to 761 code for a protein of 140 amino acids. Lineage: Eukaryota; Metazoa; Arthropoda; Malacostraca; Decapoda; Portunidae.